Sorex fumeus (smoky shrew) is the source of this 2004-nucleotide messenger RNA. It is a transcript of the gene HMGXB4, whose product is annotated as HMG-box containing 4. NCBI's taxonomy places the organism in Eukaryota, Metazoa, Chordata, Mammalia, Eulipotyphla, Soricidae. The record is from RefSeq and is a predicted model, not a curated record.
AGACCCGGGCCCGUGGACGGGAGGAGCCGGCGUGCAGUGACCCUCUCCAAGGCCCUGCAGGACCGCCAUGGCUUAUGAUGACUCCGUGAAGAAAGAAGACUGCUUCGAUGGGGAUCACAGCCUCGAGGACAUAGGGCUUGCGGCCGGCCGGAGCCAGCGCGAGAAGAAGCGCUCUUACAAAGAUUUCCUCAGGGAAGAGGAAGAAAUCGCUGCUCAGGUCAGGAACUCUUCCAAGAAGAAGUUAAAGGAGAGCGAGCUCUACUUCCUGGGGACGGACGCGUACAAGAAGAAGCGAAAGCACUGCUCGGACGACGACUACUACUAUGGAGAUCUUUCGCCUUUGGAAUCAUCACAGAAGAAAAAGAAAAGGUCCAGCCCACCCUCCUCCUCCUCCUCCUCCUCUGCUGCCACCGCCGCCACCGACACGGCCAUGGACCUGUUGAAAGCCAUCACGUCCCCGCUGGCCCCAGGCGCCAAGCCGCUGGCCAGGAAGGUGGGGGAGAAGCCCCCCAGCACCCCCGGCCACUCGGACAGUCGGCGGGAGCACCACCGGAAGAAGAGCAGCGGCGGGGAGCCGCCCCCCGACGACGGGGCUGCCCACCGGUCCAAGAAGAUGAAGCCCCUCUACGUGAACACCGAGACCCUGACGCUGCGGGAGCCCGACGGGCUCAAGAUGAAGCUGAUCCUUUCGCCACAGGAGAAGGGCGGCGGCCCCGGGGACGAGGACCCUUUUCCCUACCCGACGGCGCCCCAGGCCGCCGCUGCCACCGCCGCCAAGAAGCCCCCCAAGAAGGCAGCCCGGGACGAGCCCGGGGGGCCGCUGCUCCUGGCACCGGAGCUGUCCAGCUUCCUGAAGGCGGCCCGCAGGAAGCACCGCUCGCCCUCGGACCCACACGCCUCGCCCGGCCCCGACGGCGGCGGCGGCUCCUCCUCGGCCUCCGAUGCCCCGCCGUUCCCCGAUGCCCACCGGGCCGACCUGGACCUCCCGGGGCUCGACCCCGGCCUGGCUGAGUCGGCGUCCUCCUCGGGCGCCGAGCUGGAGGCCGGCGAGCUGGUCAUCGACGACUCGUACCGGGAGAUCAAGAAGAAGAAGAAGUCCAAGAAGAGCAAAAAGAAAAAGGACAAGGACAAGGACAGGCACCGCGAGAGGCGGCACGCCAAGGCCAAGAGGAGCUUGGGACUUGCGACAGCAGGCGCCGCCGUACCCGCCCCUGUCAGCGAGGCCGCGCUGACCCCCGGGCCCCCUCCCAGCGCCCCCCGCCACCCCCCGCCGCCACCCCCGCCCCCUGGCCUCCACACAGAUGGACACAGCGAGAAGAAAAAGAAGAAGGAGGACAGAGAUCGAGACCGGGAGAGAGGAGAAAAGCCCAAAAAGAAGAACAUGUCCGCCUACCAGGUGUUCUGCAAGGAGUACCGCGUGAGCAUCGUGGCCGACCACCCGGGCAUCGAUUUUGGGGAGCUGAGUAAAAAAUUGGCUGAGGUGUGGAAGCAGCUACCAGAAAAGGACAAACUGAUCUGGAAGCAGAAAGCUCAGUAUCUCCAGCACAAGCAGAACAAAGCCGAAGCCACCACUGUGAAGAGGAAAGCGUCCGGCUCCGAGGGCGCGCUGCGCGGGAAAGCCUCUUCCGCAGGAGUGCUCUCGCCCCAGAAGAAAUCCCCGCCCACCACCAUGCUGUUACCUGCCUCACCCGCCAAAGCCCCUGAGACUGAGCCCAUUGAUGUCGCUGCUCACCUCCAGCUGUUGGGAGAAUCUCUGAGCCUCAUUGGCCACCGCCUGCAGGAAACGGAGGGCAUGGUCGCCGUGUCUGGCAGCCUGUCUGUGCUGCUGGACUCCAUCAUCUGUGCCCUCGGCCCCCUGGCGUGUCUCACCACUCAACUACCUGAAUUGAACGGCUGCCCCAAGCAGGUCUUGUCCAACACGCUCGACAACAUCGCGUACAUCAUGCCGGGACUGUGACGGGAGCCCGCCCCACCCAGUGCUGGUUUGUGUAUGUGACUGUUCCA